CGCGAUAUGAUGUCGAGAACAGGGAUGAAACCAGAGCGUCCUGCACCUUGAAUGGUUUAAACUCAGAGUCAUAUAACGGCGCUAUACUCGUGCUGGUAUAUUCCUGAUGCAUGAAUUCAUAUAUAUUAAACAGGCAGCUAGGGUCUAUUAGUCCCUCAGCCUUCCAUGUUGCUCAGACAUCGCGACUGGCACACCUUCUUGAGCCCGCUCCCGGUAUCCGGUUCAAUAGUCGCCAGCGUACUGUUCUAAGGGCAAACAGCGUUGCCAAUGAUGGGGCAGAACGCGUCAUUCGAGUUCCUACUAUCGAGGAUGUGUCUGCUCAUGUAGCGGGUGUAAAUGUGCUGGCAAUUGAUCAGUAUGACGGACGAUACAUGGUAUCCGGCGGUGCAGACCCAUCGAUUCAUCUUUGGGACCUCGAGAGCAGAGGAGCAGAAUUGGACCAUCUGCACCAGUCCAUUGCUUCUAUGGAUAAAUCCUCCCAUGAAUCUGCACAUACGCAUGCUAUAACAUCCUUGUCGAUUUAUCCGUUUGAUCCAGUUCCGUCGACGAUUUUGACUACUGCGCAUGACAGUACGCUGAAGCUGUCAGCACUGGAGCCGACCGCGAUCACGCCAGUGCAUACAUUUACCUUGCAUGCGACUCCGUACUCUCAUUCAUUUUCUGCUCAUCCGUCAUCAACUCUUCUCAUCGCCGUAGGAACGUCCGAGAAGUCUGUACGGCUCUUGGAUCUCCGCUCUGGCUUGUCUACUCAUGCCUUACCGGGGCAUACCUCCUCGGUUCUGUCUGUGUGCUGGGCGCCUCACGACCCGCAUAUACUAGCCUCCGCAUCAACGGACAACCGAGUGAUAAUCUUCGAUGUCCGUCGUGGCGGACAUAACUCAGCUAUAGCUACUCUUGACAUGGAUGAUGCUGUUGGCGUUGUCGCCCCUAGGUCGGCCCCGUCUUCAUACCAACCCCGACAGCCGUUCUCACGCCAUGCUCGUGCCCACAAUGGCGCAGUGACUGGAGUGCGCUGGACGUCGAAUGGCAGUCACCUGGUGACAACCGGUCAAGAUGCCCGAAUCCGUGUCUGGGAUGCAUACACAGGCGCGAAUACUCUAGUUCAUUUUGGACCGCGGGUCCGCAACAGUGUCUCGUCACAUCUCGCAGAGAGAGCACCACUCAUUCUCCCACAAAGUAUCAUGGGCUCGGGACAGGAAACGCUGCUGUGGCCCAACUUUAACGACCAAGAUGACCGAGGGGAAAUAUUCAUGUUCGGACUACGAGAAGGGAACUUCGUCAAACGGCUCAAAGUCCCUGGUCUUAUUUCAGCUGAGCGCCAUCGACAGCGUGGCGGAUCGAACGCACUGAGCGCUGCUAGGAUCAAUGCUCUCGCCUGGCGCGGGAAUGGAGCAUCAGGAGAGGGUCUCGAAAUGUUUUCUGCACAUGGAGACGGAACGAUCAGAGCCUGGGCAUCAAGGGUACCUGAAGGUGAGCCAGACGAGGAAAAGGAGGAAGCAGAAUUGGAAGAACGCAAGCGAAAGAGAGAUGUUCUUGAUGAAAUCUACCAGGGACUGGUAGCUCCGUCCGUGCGAUUCACAUGAAUUCAAGCCACGUCCUAACCUCGUCGUUAAUAUAAUAUUACCAUAGCUUCAAGAUAAACUACGUCAAAUUCUACAUCGGAGCCAAAGAAGCCAAAAGAGAUCAGUCGUCAAUCAAUAUCUCGUUG
Messenger RNA from Paecilomyces variotii, 1708 nucleotides. Its product is annotated as WD repeat protein. Bases 111 to 1583 code for a protein of 490 amino acids. Gene Ontology annotation, cellular component: nucleotide-excision repair complex; Cul4A-RING E3 ubiquitin ligase complex. The transcript has 3 exons. Lineage: Eukaryota; Fungi; Ascomycota; Eurotiomycetes; Eurotiales; Thermoascaceae. Gene Ontology annotation, biological process: proteasome-mediated ubiquitin-dependent protein catabolic process; protein polyubiquitination; transcription-coupled nucleotide-excision repair. Gene Ontology annotation, molecular function: protein binding. The record is from RefSeq and is a predicted model, not a curated record.